Molecule: messenger RNA, 1718 nt
Organism: Oryctolagus cuniculus (rabbit)
Lineage: Eukaryota; Metazoa; Chordata; Mammalia; Lagomorpha; Leporidae
Gene: FAM162A
Product: family with sequence similarity 162 member A
Biological process (GO): cellular response to hypoxia; positive regulation of release of cytochrome c from mitochondria; neuron apoptotic process
Cellular component (GO): mitochondrion
Source: RefSeq, a predicted model, not a curated record
GGCCCGCGCGUCACGCACGCCCCGCCCACCCCGGCGCCCCGCCCGCCCGGCGCCCGGUGACAUUGAGCGGCCCGGCGCCGCGCCGCCUAGCGAGGUGCUGCUGUGCUGUCGGCGGAGCGGGCGGCCAUGGGGAGCCUCCGCGGCCUGCGCCUGGCGGCAGGAAAUUGUUUUAGAUUAUAUGAAAGAAAUGCUUCCUCCUCUCUAAGGCUCACCAGAAACUCCGAUUUAAAGAGAAUAACUGGCUUUUGCACCAAACCACAAGAAAGUUCUAAAGCUUCAUCCAACCCUUACAGCCACAGAGUGCCACUGCACAAACCUACAGAUUGGGAGAGGAAGAUCCUCAUAUGGUCCGGUCGUUUCAAAAAGGAGGAUGAAAUCCCAGAGACUAUCUCGUUCGAGAUGCUGGAUGCCGCGAAGAACAAGCUCCGCGUGAAGGUCAGCUACGUGAUGAUCGCCCUGACGGUGGCAGGCUGCAUCUUGAUGAUCAUUGAGGGCAAGAAGGCCGCCAGAAGAAAUGAGUCUUUAACAAGCUUGAACCUGGAAAAGAAAGCUCGUCUGAGAGAAGAGGCAGCUCUGAAGGCCAAAACAGAGUAGCAGAGGAAUCCAUGUUUGGCUGGAUUCUGACAAUCCAGGAAUCAUGUUGCAGCACCAAGCCUAUGUUGAAAAGAAUGGGGGAUGAGGAGUCAUUUCAUAAAUACAUUUUGCACAGACUUAUACCAUUUCCGUAUUUCUGCUGUAGAGGUACAAAUAAAUUUUCUUGCAGAAUAACUUGUCUACUAUGUUUUGUAACUUUGAUCCAAGUACAAUGCAGCCUCUUAGCUUUUUGGAGAAAAUAAAGAGACAACUUACUUUAACUUCAAUUCCUUAGAAAGUCGUGUAUUGUCCUCAUACCUUCCUUGUAUUCCCAUUACACUGUGACUGCUCUCCAGAGGCCCAAACGGCCAUGUGUCCCCAGCGACCGGGAGCCUGGCUUUCAGCAGCCGGCCUUCAAAGGUGGCUCAGCUAUGCUGGCAGCCAGAGGCACUGAGCUGGACAUCCGAGGACUUCGAAAUCCCAACUUCGUGGGAUCCUCUUAGCUCUGUGGCUCAAGAGUUCCCUCCUGAUCCCUUCCUGCCUUCUGAGAAACUAAAUUUCUCAAUCCUAAAAGUCUCCUGUAUUUCCUUACUAAUACUGCAGGACAAGCAUUUUCCUCUACUGUGUAUGUCACUCAUUCUCUUGACUUUGAGCUACCAAGUUGUCUCCUAUGUAGGUACGGUUGUUAGUUUCUGUUUCAAGUAUAUAUGUGUUCUCACAUGUCUCCUAAGUAUCACUGGGUGAAAACGUGUUCUGGCCGUGGCAAUGUGCUAAUUACCUUCAGAGUUACAAGAUUAAAAAGUCAUAAAUGUAGCUGUUUGGGAACUUGGUUUACUAAAAAUACUUGAGUAGAAUGUAACACACUGCCUGUGGCUCACAGUCUGGUGUUUGUGGUGCCUCUGUACACUUACAGUAAUAGGAUCUUGGCUUCUGCCUAGGGAUCAAGUGCUUUGAUUUUUAUCAUUUGCAAACUUAUCAAAAAGCAUUGGUUCUUAUACAUUAGAAGGUCAGUUUUCCUUGAUUGUUUUGGGACACCUAAACAAUCAAAUAAGUAACAGAGUUGUGCCAUGUUCACCUUUUGAAAUGCAUUUUAAAAGGCUGUACCUUGGAGAUUCACUGCAAUAAAAAUGUUUUAUUCAACUAAA